Messenger RNA from Lichtheimia ornata, 2604 nucleotides. RefSeq lists its product as uncharacterized. The transcript has 12 exons. Bases 1 to 2604 code for a protein of 867 amino acids. NCBI's taxonomy places the organism in Eukaryota, Fungi, Mucoromycota, Mucoromycetes, Mucorales, Lichtheimiaceae. The record is from RefSeq and is a predicted model, not a curated record. Gene Ontology annotation, cellular component: membrane; Golgi apparatus; early endosome. Gene Ontology annotation, molecular function: voltage-gated chloride channel activity. Gene Ontology annotation, biological process: chloride transport; transmembrane transport.
AUGUUGGUACGUUCCGACGACAGCGAGUAUUCUUCCUUGUUGGACACACAGCAACAACAUGACCGUUUUUACAACAGCUUGUAUCCACCAUCCACUAUCUUUGAUGCUUCCCACCAAAAUCGUCAACGUUCACACUCAGCUAUUUUAUCCUCAUGCGCUAGCGUGAAUUCUUGUGCUCGUGAUGACCAAAGCGUUGUAUGCCGAUUGUUUAACAAGCGCCUUGGGCAAUAUGACGAUGACCGACAAGAGCUUCUCAAUGAAAACACAGGUGUGCGUGUUUGGUAUGAAUCAUACUCAAGCAUUGAUUGGAUCCACGACCAUAUCAAGGAGGGAGUUCGGCUAAGGAAGUUAAGGAAUAUCACAAGCGAUGGAUGGCGAGGUCGCUGGAUCAAAAUGAAAGACGCGUCUCAAGCAUGGAUUUUGGUAACUUUGACUGGCACAACCGUGGCAUUGGUCGCUUGGCUCGUUGACGUUGUCCAAGAGUGGAUGUCAGAUUUGAAGACAGGCUAUUGUACAACCAAUUGGCGAUAUAACAGCAAGUUUUGUUGCUGGGGUCGAGAAAAUGGUUGCCCUGAAUGGAGAACGUGGUCCGAAGCCUUUGGCAAUGCAACACAAGCUUCUUCAUAUUACACUGACAUGGCCAUGUAUUCUGUGUUGGGGCUUUUCUUCGCUUGGAUAGCAUCCACAAUGGUUAAAUAUACGGCUGAAACCAUUGUUGUGACGUCGCCAUCUGCUACCAGUGAUAAAGAUCAGCUCAAAGGCGUCUCAAAACCAGAGACGAAGACUGUAUACUACACAUCAGGAUCAGGCAUUCCCGAGGUCAAGGUGAUUUUGGCUGGCUUUGUUAUAAAGGGAGUCCUUGGCAUCAAAGCAUUUCUUGUGAAAGGAAUUGGUAUGAUUUUUGCUACCUCCGCUGGAUUAACCACUGGUAAAGAAGGCCCUUUUGUACACCUUGCUGCUGCCGCCGCCAACAUUUACUGCCGGCUUUUUGACAAGUUCAACAAGAACGAAAGUAAACGUCGAGAAAUCUUAUCAGCAUCAACAGCAGCUGGUGUUGCUGUCGCGUUUGGUGCUCCUAUCGGUGGUGUACUCUUUACAUUGGAAGAAGUCAGCUACUACUUUCCGAUCAAAACAAUGAUUCGUAGCUUCUGCUGUGCUAUGGUUGCGGCCACCAUCCUCAAAAUCGCUGACCCAUUUGGCACAGGCAAGAUUGUAAUGUAUCAAGUGCACUAUGACAAGGACUUUCAUGUUUUUGAGCUGCUACCAUUCUUGCUAUGCGGUGCCAUCGGAGGAUUCCUUGGUGCAGCUACCACGUAUAUCAAUGUCAAAUUUCAAUACCUGCGUAAAUCGACAGCUCUUGGUAAAUACCCAGUGUGGGAAGUACUUGGCAUCAUGGUUAUUACAAUCCUAUUGAAUUACUGGAAUCCAUUUGGCCGCAUAAGUUUGAGCGAAUUUGCUAUGAAGUUGUUCUCGCAAUGCUCCCCUGAAAAAGAUGACGCAGGCUUAUGUGUCACCGAUUCUUCUGAAAUACCUCAAAUCUUGACCCUCCUAUUGAUAACAUUGUUGAUCAAGAUAUUCUUGGCGGUGAUUACUUUUGGUUGUCGAAUACCUGGUGGCAUUUUCCUUCCCGUCCUUAUCAUUGGUGGUAUUGCUGGUCGCAUGAUUGGGCUAUCAAUGCAGCAUCUCGUCAUGACGUAUCCCGAUACAUGGCCAUUCAAAGUAUGCUCGGCUGAGAUUGCAUCAGAUCAGCAAUGUAUCAUACCCGGUAUAUAUGCAAUGGUGGGUGCUGCAGCAGCCUUGACUGGUAUGACGAGGACAACAGUCUCUCUUGUUGUGAUCAUGUUCGAAUUGACGUAUUCCCUCGUGUACUCAGUGCCCAUAAUGAUUGCAGUAAUGAUGGCAAAAUGGGUUGCCGAUGCAAUGUACCUUGAUGGAUUAUACGACCUGUUGAUUGAGUUGCAAGGAUACCCCUUCUUGGAUUCACGCAAAACUUUUCCUCACUCAUUGCAUACCGUGCGUGAUUUGGUGACUGAACAAGGCGAACAAGAGCAUCCCUUUAUCGAUAUGGAUGACGACCCAAUCACAGUAGGCGCUUUAUACAAGAAGCUAGAAGCAAUUGAUUAUACUGAGGAUGGUGGAUUUCCUAUCUUGAGCAACGGGGGUCGUACGCUUGAAGGAUACAUCGCCACCAGUGAAUUAUCUUUUGCGCUGGAUCAACUAUCAAAUUAUUGUUCUUCGAGCCCCUAUCCAAUAACAGAACAAGAAUGCAUGAAUGUACCUUGUUAUUUUCGACGUAAUAAGGGUACCCAACCCUGUCUCAUUGCACCAAUACGCACGACGCUUAGUGAUUGCAAUGAUAGCGAAGAUGAUGAUGAUAACGAGCAAGCAGACAUUUUCCGACCAGCGUUGAACGAUCUUUCCAUCUAUGUGGAUCAGGCACCGCUAACAAUCAAUCAAAACGCAUCUAUGGAGCUCCUGACCGAACUUUUCAUUAAGCUGGGUUCACGAUACAUAUGCGUGACGCGAUCGGACGGCCAGUAUAUUUCAGUAAUUCACAAACGCACACUGCUUGCCUAUAUUGAAACAUUAGAGGAGCAUACCUAA